Nematostella vectensis (starlet sea anemone) is the source of this 1241-nucleotide messenger RNA. RefSeq names its product mucin-19. The record is from RefSeq and is a predicted model, not a curated record. The transcript is spliced from 10 exons. Lineage: Eukaryota; Metazoa; Cnidaria; Anthozoa; Actiniaria; Edwardsiidae. Bases 116 to 1144 code for a protein of 342 amino acids.
UACCGAUAUAGGUGUUGAAUAAUAAAACAAGUACUUCCUCCUUUCAGAAAGAUUAUUAGUUAAAGGACUCCUCUCUUCAGUUCAAGCUUCUGUGAUUGAUUUGGAGUCGUCUAUCAUGAGAGGCUCAGUUGCUGUGCUUGUGCUGUUAGCUUUUUUCUCCAACCACGAGCUCGUUUCUUGCCGUUAUGUCCAUUACCAGAAGUCGCACCACUCUGCCGCCAAUAAGCGAACCUUUGGCCAGACAUUUAGCGAUAACUUCGAUCCAACCAAAAGUAACGGAGCUACAGAGGGAGCCGGCGUAGCAUUACAGGCUCGAAAGCCCACGGAGGGGGCAGGGGCCGCAGUGCAUGCUGGGCCCACCGAGGGUACGGGAGUUGCUGUGAAGGGCGGUCACCCAGUGAGCAACGACAAGCCUGUUAACGAUGACGCUAGUAAAACGGGCAUGAAACAGGGUAGUUUCAAAAUCGAUGAUGGUGACGUCAUAGGGGCAGGUACAUACGAGAUGGAGAAUGACGGUACAGUAGACGUGGAUCUCAAGAUCCGCAUCAAUCCAGGCUCAGCAAAGGCUCUGUGUGCUGCUAAGUGCGAGGGUAGUACUGACGAGAAGAAGAAAGAGGGCGAAGGGGGAGGCGAAGAAGGAGCGAAGGAAGGGGGAGAAAGCGAGGGUGGAGACAAAGGGGGUGCAAAGGAGGAAGCAAAGACUACACCAGCACCAGAAAACAGCAGCACAAAACCAGGGGCUGAAUCAGGUGGAGAGACCACCCCUGCUCCGGGAGCUACCACACCUCCCUCCGAGGAAACCACGCCCUCAGCAGGGGGAACGACCCCCGCUCCAGGUGGCAGCGAGGAAAGUACAACUCCAGCAAGUGAUGCGGGAGCAAUAACACCGACCCCAGCGGCAGGUGCGGGCCAGACCACUCCAGCAGGCGCCCAAUCGGACGCGCUUCCUCUGAUGAAGAACAAGUUCCAUGACAUUUUGCAUAACGUUCCUGAGAUGAACAGACUGAACGGCUUGCUGUCUCAAGCGGCAAGCACCUGGGCCGAGUCACUGAAGAACGCUAGAAGGAGAACCUUGGAAACACAGAGGAGAUUGAAGCCACGUGACCCGCUCAUCAAUCGCUCGUACUGGUUCCGCAACAAGUAAUCACAUACUACCCUCUGGAAACCCGCAAGCCCGGAAGUAAUGAUUUGAUAUUGUAAAGCAAAGAGUUGAAAAUUCGAAGAAAUUAGAAAUAAAUAAA